UGUUCGCACUGUGCUCUAUGCCGCGAAAUAUACACCGAACAACAGCGAAUUUUCCUCGAAGAGGAUGUGGGAGUGGCAUUCACCGUUCGUCCGCGCACCACGCAUCUGCGGUAUAAAAGCAACGUCCGUCGCCGCGCGCUCUCAGUUUCGUUCCGAAGCGGCCGAUCGUGAAACGAUACUUUCGACAUGCGGCUUCACACGGUAACACUGGGCGCGUUGCUCGUAGCGGGUAUUGUCUCGGCGUAUCCGCAAAAGGAUGGACAGAUCUUCAGUAACGAGGCGAUACGGCAGGCUCAGAAUACCUAUCUGAUCCCCAAGGACGCAACUAUACAGAAGGUUCAAGAAGGCAUCGAACUCGCCGCUUAUGAAUCGAUUCCCGGUGACCAGAGGAUCAAUCUCUUCGAGAUUCUGGGCGAACACGUGCCACCCGAAGUGGUAAACAAUCUCCAAGGCCAGAUCGAUCAGAUCGGUCGAAACUGAACCGCUCUCUCCAUACAAUCGUCGUCGUCGUCGUCGUCGUCGUCGUCGUCGUCAUCGUCAUUGUCGUGUAAAAACAAUCAUACUCUGAGCGUUUUGCGACGCUCAUCGAUACAAGUAUUUAUAUAUGAAUGUACGAUCAUUUCGUACUUUGCACUUUGCGCUUUCUGUACCUCUCUGAAAGUUUCUCGAUGUAGAGCGAUUUUUCACUUUUAGUAAAUAAACGUAUGUAAAAAAGCAGCUCACGCGUGCGUAUCACCCAGCAACGAUUGCACAUACCGUUCGACGCACUGUCCACUCGCGAAUAGAAAGUGGCUUAUUGACGAUAUAUCGGUGUCGCACAUGCGUAGCGUAACUACAAAAGUAUCGAGAUGCUUUUUUGUUUUUCUUUUUUAUUUAUAUACGUUAAACCGCCGCGUUUAGCAAAAGCCAGACACUUGGUAAGAUUAUUAUCUAGUCCGCGUCCGAUGAUCAUUGUCUAUAAUUGGGGUGUACUUGUGUGGACACCGUGAUAAAUUCACUAUAAUGCUAACCAGAGACAAUGAUUUUCAAGUGAAAUACGUUGAAAUACGUUAAACGCAAUCGACGACGAUGUACUCAUAUGUUCUCUCACAUGUACAGUACAGAAUAUACGAUGGCUGCGUGUUAUUAUUUUCAUCCGAGAUUCAUCCGUUUUGCUUUGAAAUUGUUCAUUUCGAAGUAAGUGAGCCGUCCGAAGUAAGACACGCAUAAUUUACAAAUUGUCAAAUUUGUCACGUAUUCUCGCGCGAGAAUGCUCUUAGUUUGAAUUAUGUAUGCCGCUAGUACAGAGAAAGUUGCAGGACCGCUCGUUGAAGAAGCGUACUUUCACUCCUUCUAUUCGCGGCGUUGCUAAACCCCGCGACUCUUCCCGGCUCCCGGCUAUUUAUCGCGAGACACGACAGACACACAGCAGCUCUGUGUGUGUCGGGCAAUUUCGAUAGAUGUGUCGCGAUAGGCGCGAUGAUUACGCGCGAGAUAUCGUGUCUCUCGAUGAUUAUCCGCAUCGUUAAUUUUAUUGUCUCGUUAUACGUAAUACAUGUGUUCACAAUGGGCCGAAAGGGAGAUUGCGAUUUUUGUGCAACUUUCACUUUCUCUUCGCGUACCAUCUCUCGCGCAUCGCGCGAUAAAUGCAUCAGCCAAGACGUGACAUAACGUUUAACGUACAGCCUGGACCGUUCCGUGCGUUAUCCUCGUUAUAAAGGUUCGUCGUUCGCAAAAAUAGUCAUCUCGAUCGAACUCGAUCGGUUGACGCUUUCCUGUACAAUCACUCGCGUAUGUAUACUCGGGUCAUUUUUACUCGGGCUAUUUUCCUUCUCUCUUUCUCUUUUUAUAAUACAACACAGUUAUCGUGUGUUUCUCAAUAACAGCGAAACAUUUCUUUCACGAGAGUAAGUGGGGCGUUUAAUAAAAACAAUCGCUUUCAUGUAUCAACACACAUUGCAUACAUUUUGGAAUAUCAAAACCACAAGAGUAAUAUUUGUACAUUAAUGAUAAAUAACUUAAAAACGGUUCAUUUUACGAUGAUAAGGUACAAAUCUGAGAACUACGCAAACAAAAUUGGACAAUCUCCGGUUAAUUCCGCCUAU
This is a messenger RNA of Harpegnathos saltator (Jerdon's jumping ant), 2084 nucleotides long. RefSeq lists its product as uncharacterized. The coding region runs from base 187 to 480 and encodes 97 amino acids. NCBI's taxonomy places the organism in Eukaryota, Metazoa, Arthropoda, Insecta, Hymenoptera, Formicidae. The record is from RefSeq and is a predicted model, not a curated record. The transcript has 2 exons.